Molecule: messenger RNA, 4352 nt
Organism: Stylophora pistillata
Lineage: Eukaryota; Metazoa; Cnidaria; Anthozoa; Scleractinia; Pocilloporidae
Cellular component (GO): trans-Golgi network
Source: RefSeq, a predicted model, not a curated record
UUGGACGCCAUAUUUGCAUUCGGAGUAUGUCAAGUUUUUUCAAUUGCGUUCGAUCGUGUUUCGUUUAAGAGAAAAUGAAACAAUGUUUGUAGCGGGAUGAUCAUCCUUCUUAUCAGGGAUAAAAUUGAACAAUAUCGGUCAUAAUUAUGGCAACCUCCCUCGUUGCCAAUAAAAGACAUAAAGCAGAAUGAUGAAAGCAACCUGGCAUGCCUCCGAAUGAGAGUAGGGUUUUAGAAUAGAUCUCCCUCCUAAAUAAAAGCAUUGUACAUAUGUUCUUAUAAUUAAUUUUUUGUCUGGACAAUAGCUUUUUUGAUGUUCCUGGAAAGUGUAAGUGGUUGUAUGCUUAAAAUCCUUGUACUUCUAUAACAUUUGGGCAAGAUGAUCCACAUGCUAAAAAAAUAUGUUAUGAUAUCGGAGUAAGUUCAUAACUCAUCCUUUAAUUUUAAACUUUAACAGUGUUAUGUUGUCAUUGUUUUCAUUCUGUUAUGUUUAUAUUUUCCUGUUUCAGCAAGUCAGAAAUGAUGAGUUAAUGUUUUGCAAGUAUACUUCGCUGAUUUUUCUUUCACAUCUACACAUCUUUUACAGAAAGUUUACUUUGAAACUACAGAUAACUAAUUGUUAUUGUUGAAUUUUAACUAGAUAUGUAAAUAUCCUGAAAUAGAAAAACCGCGUUAUUACCUUCAAGCUGGUUUGCAGACACGGGUUUAAUGUGCACUAAACGGAGAAGGACAGAUUGAGCUGGUGUUUAAAACAAAGGAAAGCUCCAUCACCUCUACACAUUCAAAGGUACAGCUGACGAGACGACUCACUAUCUAAGCUUCGAACCCAAGGAUGAAGAUAUUCACCAUAAAAACCAGGUGUGCUUGUCCAGAUCAAUGUUGGCCUCCUGAGCCUGAGCCUUCUACACCUACUAGUGUUGUUCCAAGGCUAACGACUGUAAUCCCAACGAGAACUUCAAAUUCAACAAUACCUAGUCCUAAAGGUAUAAUUACUAAGAUUUUUGGAGUUAGUGCACGAACAGUUUCUUUGAAUGUCUCUUCCCAAAAAACUUACUACAUUGUUAGCGGAAAGGAAGGGGAGAGAGGGAAGAGGAUAGGGGAGAGGAUUUGUUUGGAAAGUAGCUAUAUAAACGGAUUGUGUCAUUGUCCAUAAUUCUAGAAAACAAAAAUCCAAGAUAAAAAUUUUGCUAUGUUGGCGCUUGUCAAUCUUCACAAGAAAGACCACAUUAUUUCCUUGUAACACUUGACGAAUAUAAGCUUUAGGCACCAUUAGACUGAUAUACCGUCAAUUCCGAGUCAGACUUGGGAUGCUCUUAGUGGUACGGAGAAUGUGUUCAUGGUCAGUUACACUUUUAUUUUUAUUUGUCAGUAACUUAUCGAUCUUAUGCUUAAUGCAACAAAGAGAAACCUCAACUGUGAACUUAGGAGUGUCAUUUAACAUUGCUUUUACUCAAUCGCAGACACGUCACCACCUCAAAGCCAUCAUUGGAAUUUUGUGGGAAAGGUAUACGGAUUUUCACCGGAAUCGGCAAAGCUUUUUUUGAUUGAGUUCGUUCUAGUUGCAUUUAAAAACUUAGUUGCAGAUGUGCUCUACCAUAUGUCAAAACAUUUAUAAAUUCGAGGAAAAGUUUUUACGCCUUCGAAAUUUCGAUCUCAAUUGAAUAAAAACAUGUUUUAAUUUUCAGAUUCAAAGUCGUUUAACUGGAAACUGUACAUCUUAAUACGGAGACUUGCAGUAAUUCUCGUCCUUAUGAUUUGUUGUUGUUGGUGCCUGUGGAGGGAUAUUGCUGCUGUUAAAGAGGCCCUGAGGUACAGACGCUGCCACUGUUGUGGAAAGUACCAGGAACCACUCACAGAGGUAGAUAGCGGCGAAGUUGGAAAUAAGGAGGAAGCUAAACUUAUUAAAACAAACCGAGAGAUAAGGCUGUUGAACACGAGGAUUUUGAAGGAAAAAAGAAACUGGUCGAGCCAGUUCAAGAGGAAGACAUGGGAGACAAGACUCAAACUGUUGGAAAAGAGUGGUGUUUCAGCUUCGGAGAAGGAGCCAGCCAAUAGGAGAAUCAGAAUUUUUCUCUUACGAAAAAGCUGUCUUCCAUGAAAAAGCGAUAGAGAUCUUCUUCUACUUAACAAAGGCCUGCAAUAAAACUUAAGAUUCUCUUCCUUCUUUGGGCUAAGAUGCAGAACAAAUACCUAUUACCAUUGUUUGUUUUGUCGUGGUUGAACGGAUGCGUUGCCCAAAAAAUUCAAACAAUCAACAACUGCACGUGUCAGACAUCUGAUGGUAGCUUUUACAGCUUGUGGCCCUUCAGAGGAACAGAAAAACCAUAUAGCUUUACUGCUGUUCCUGGAAAUAAGUACCCGAACUGGAGGUAUGCUUACAAUCCUUGUACUUCUCUGACAUUUGGACAAGAUGAUCCAGAUCCUAAAACAAUAUGUCAUGAUAUCGGAAUUUGUAAAUAUCCUAAAGAAGAAAAACCGCGGGAAUACCAUCAAGUUGGUGUGCAGACAGGUGUCAGUUGUGCACUAAACGCAGGACAGAUUGAGCUGGUGUAUAACACAAAAGAUAAGGCUAUCGAAUCCUCUAUACAUUCAAAGGUACAGCUUAUUUGUGACGAGACUGCUUCAAUUCCAGAUUUUGAACCCAAGGAUGAAGAUAAUUAUAUAUUUACCAUAGUAAGCAAGUGUGCAUGUCCAAAUCAAUGUUGGCCUGAGUCCAAGACAACAAAAGCUCCUCCUACACCUAGUGUUGUUCCGGGCCCAACAAAAGUAAUUACAACGACAACUUCAAAUUCAACAGAACCCAGUUCUGAAGAUUCAAAAGUACUGAAAUGGAAGUUGUACAUUCUACUAUCCGGUCUUACAGUAGUCCUCUUGCUUUGUUUUAUAUGUCUGUGGUGGCGUGUUGCUGCUGUUAGGGAGGCUCUGAGGUGCAGAUACUACCAUUGUUGUGGAGAGAAUGUUGAACCAGACCAUGAAUACAUAAACAAUUUGAAAAAAAUUGGGAAAACUAAACUUAUCAAAAACAAAAAUAUCAACAAAACAAAAUAUAAGGCUGUUGAGGAUAUUAAGGGAGAAGACAAACUGGACAAUCCAGUCCAAGAGGGAGACGUGGGAGACAAGACUCAAGUUGUUAAAAAAGAUAACGUUUAAUCAUUAGUCUUGUAAAAUCAAAGGCUCCUUGGAGCUACCUCAUGGUAUUUCUUUGUUAUUUGAUUGGGUAGUGUGCUUCGUCUACUAUCCAACUAAUAAGGGUCCGACUUGAAAUGCCGUUUUGUUAGGGUAGUUUUUCCUACCCUUUUCUAUAUCCAACAUGUAAAAUCCCUACCCUUUUAUACAAGCUCAGCUAAAAAAAUUGGCACCCCCUUUGGGCAGAGCCUGUCAGUAUAGUUUCCUAUAGAGAGUUGCUGGCAACCCCACCGUUGGAGUCAGGCAUAGUAGGCCAAUACUGCAAUAAUAUCAAAAUUAAUUGUAGCCUGAGUGCGAAGAUGUGGGAAAUGAAGGAAAUACAGGUGUCACUGAGAACGGCUGGAAACUUUGUCAUUGGCACUCGUUACUGUAAUUGAGCAGUUAACCUUUGUUGUUGCCUUGCUAAGAGAAGGGAAAGUCGCAUGAGUAAAAGUAGCUCCUUAAAUGAUCACUUGGGCAUUUCUCCGUAGCGGCAUCAAGCUGUAGAUUCCUCCAUCGAAUGUCUUACAGGUACAAUUGUUGACUAUAGUAAUACCCUGGCCAGUACAGUCAUUGAAAACCAUAACUAGAAUGAGUCCUAAAAACUGUUUGAGAUUCACUGAUUUUAGCCUAGAGGAGAUUAAUCGAAGAGUUGAGUUAAACGGACUAUAUCAAAGCCGAUUAAAAUUGGAAAGGAUCACGCAUUGAAAGUGAAGAGCAGUCACAAAUACAAGCAUAUUAAGUCAGUUACCAACUCUUAGAACUGUGGCUAUUGUAAGAAACUCUUUCGACUGCAAAUCAAUCAAUGGGAGGUUACGUUUGCAGACUCGUGAUUGCACAAAAACUGGACGAUCACGAAACUCUUAGAACCGACUUCAUUGUGUACAUUUAGAAUAGCAAACACAUGUUUCGCAAAUCGUAACCAUUCCGGUGUAUAUCUAUUAUUCGACAAAUGUUUUGGUUUCUUCAUCGUGCAAAGUUGAGUAUUUUAAAAUUAUUGCACUCGUGUGACUAGGAGUGUGUGACUGUGUAAAUAACGACUCCUUGUCCUAAGAUAUUAGACGAUUCAUGUUAUUCUGGUACUUGUCUUGCCCCGCCACGAUCAGCUUUCUAGCUAUUUGCGGGGCAAACUGUCCCUUUUAUUUUUAUGUAAAAAAUGAAAGAAUAAAUUAUUGUUGUUAAAUCGAA